This is a messenger RNA of Solanum stenotomum, 2687 nucleotides long. Its product is annotated as YTH domain-containing protein ECT3-like. Gene Ontology annotation, molecular function: mRNA binding. NCBI's taxonomy places the organism in Eukaryota, Viridiplantae, Streptophyta, Magnoliopsida, Solanales, Solanaceae. Gene Ontology annotation, biological process: mRNA destabilization. The transcript has 8 exons. The coding region runs from base 208 to 2019 and encodes 603 amino acids. Gene Ontology annotation, cellular component: cytoplasm. The record is from RefSeq and is a predicted model, not a curated record.
AGAAGUGAAACGGUAAGUUGGAGGUUGUGGGAAGUAAAUACCCUAAACCCCUUUUUUAUGUCAAAUUGUUUUCAUUUCAAACCCUCCCGCGAAGCAAAAUCUCCCCUUUUCUCUUUGAUUCUUCAAUUCGAAUAAGAGAAUUGGGGAUUUGGGGUUUUCGUAUCUUACUUCUCAAAAUCAUCCUCGAUUCCAUUUUCAAUUCAAUUGAUGGAGGAUACCAAUCAGCAGAGCAUCGAUCCAUUCACUUCUGUAUCAUCUUCAGGUGAAAGAGUUGUGGAGCCGCAUAAUGCUGCAGAACAGCCUAUUUCACCCAAAGAUGAAAGGAUUGGUUCUGCAAAUGCUUCUCCAGAUGCAGCAAUCCCUGGGGCUUCAAGAAAUGCUCAAGAUCACCCUGUUACCUCUGAAGGUGGAGCUAUACCCACCUUUUAUCCACUCAAUUCAUAUUCUCCUCAGGACCAAGGUCUUUACUAUGGAGGUUACGACAAUGGCACUGGAAGUUGGGUUGAACAAUCUAAUGAUGGCAACGUGAACAACUUGCAUGUUGUUCCACCAGGAAUGUUCAAUGAAAAUCCACUCUUUUUCCCUCCUGGUUAUGGCUUUGAUCCACAGAUGGCAUUUGGACAGUUCUCCCCCAUGGCUAGCCCUCUUUCUCCUUUUAUGAUAGAUGGUCAGUUAUACUCGCACCAGAUUCCAGUUUCUCCACCUUACUAUGCACCACCUGUUUCCCCUGGCUUGCCCCAUGUUACAUCAGCUCUUCCAGCUUCACAGCCUGAUCUGGUGGCACCAGGAAGCACUGGCCAUGAAAUUGAUGGCACACAUUUUGGGCCAGGAUCAGGUUACUACAUCCCUGUUGGACCGUUUGGUGGAGGUGAGCUUUCAGGAAGCAGCAACAUGGGUUUCUACAAUUACCAAGGUGAAGUUGGAUCUGGUCAAUCUUUACCUAAUCGACACCCCGUGGACUCUGGAAGAUACAUGUCUCAAAUGACAUCUGCGGGACUAUAUCCACCACCAGUUGGCAUACUUGGAUCGUAUGAGCAAAAUGCCAUGCAGGCUUCACAUCAAGGUCUUGGCUUUACACCGGGCUCCUCAUCCAGGCAGUAUUCCCAAGGCAGUCUUUAUCCUAGUGCGAACUAUGGUAGUGGGUCCAGUUCUUUGUGGGAACCUGGUCACAGAAAUUGGCUGACUCCAGACAGAGGUGGAAGACGUGAAAGGGAUCGGCAUUCUGUCAACAUUUCCACUGAAUCACUUGGUAUGGCAAGUGAACGAAACCGAGGACCAAGGGCAUUAAAGCCAAAGAGCAAGGCUUCCAUUGAGGAUAGCUCGUCUUCUGUUAUUCGUACAGAAGUUGAGUUAACUUCUAUUUUGCAGCCUGACCAGUACAAUCGGCCUGGAUUUGUCACUGAUUAUGAGCAUGCUAAAUUCUUUGUCAUCAAGUCUUUCAGUGAAGAUAAUGUUCACAAAAGUAUCAAGUAUAGCGUCUGGGCUAGCACUCCUCAGGGAAAUAGAAAGCUUGAUGCUGCUUAUGCUGAAGCAAAAGAGAUGAAUGCUAAUUGUCCGGUUUUUCUCUUUUUUUCGGUCAAUGCUAGUGGACAAUUUUGUGGGGUUGCUGAGAUGGUUGGACCUAUUGAUUUUGAGAACAACGCGGAGUACUGGCAGCAGGACCGAUGGAGUGGGAAAUUUCCUGUUAAAUGGCAUGUCAUUAAGGAUGUUCCUAACAGUCAGUUUCGUCACAUACUUCUGGAACAUAAUGACAACAAGCCAGUGACUCACAGCCGGGAUUCCCAAGAGGUUAAAUUGCCAGAGGGAUUAGAAAUGUUGAAAAUUUUCAAGAACUAUGAAGCGGAUACCUCUAUCUUGGAUGAUUUCACCUAUUAUGAUGAGAGGGAGAAGUCCUUGGUUGAAAAGAAGAGUAAACAGCGUCCUCUUCCACCGGGUAGUGCUGCAGCUGACACAAUAAGUCAACUAGCCGAUAGUCUUGCUGGCACACUUAACUUGGAAGGCAACAAGAAGUUGCCUUGAUAGAGUUUGUAGUGCACUACAUUAAGCCAGUAGCAGAUUCCAGAGGCAGGGUUUAUUGCAGUCAUUCAAUGUUUAUUUGGUUGGCCAACCAGCUGGCUCAUAUAGUUAAGAAGUUGCCUUGGAUAGAGUUUGUAGUGCGCUAGCAGAUUCCAGAAGCAGGAUUUUCUGCAGUUAUUCAAUGUUUAUUUGGUUGGGCAACCAACUGGCUCAUAUAGAUAAGGAGAUAGCUAACGCCUAACAGCGUUUUGGGAGGUGGCCUUUUCAUCACCUUCGGAUCAGAAAACUCUCUUUCCUUCAUUUGUCAGUUGUUCAAUUAGUUGUUAUUUGCGGUUCUUGGGCAAGGAUAGAGCAGCCAAUAGUGUUAGUGCUUAACUGUUUUCCCAUUAUCUCUUCGUUGUUUCUAUAAAGUAGGUGAUGGCAUGCAAUACAAGAAGCCAUCCGACAUUUGGAAAUUUGUGGACCUCUCCAGGCUGAUGUCGUAUUGUACUCUAGCUCUUCUUAGUUUCAGGAGGUACCCAGGGCUGCUUUGUUAUUGCUGUAGAAUUGCCAAAAUGGGUGAUAAUUGGCAGGAUGCUGCAACAUGUUUACAGAAAUCAAACAACUUUUAUAUUGAGCCUGUAUUUCAUUAUCAACUCAAAUAAUGUCUGGCUUUGAUAGUCAGAUUAUUU